Molecule: messenger RNA, 2263 nt
Organism: Etheostoma spectabile (orangethroat darter)
Lineage: Eukaryota; Metazoa; Chordata; Actinopteri; Perciformes; Percidae
Gene: tpm4a
Product: tropomyosin 4a
Exons: 8
Coding region: 427-1173 (248 amino acids)
Source: RefSeq, a predicted model, not a curated record
GGCACAGUCUGGCGCUCUCCUCUCUCCUCAUCGCGCAGCUUUUCUAACCCUACUCCUCAAACCCUGAAGUGUCCGGACCAACAACUGCAACAUUCCCGAGGACAACUUUCUAUAGCCUACUGCUCAUGAACAUAUCAUUCCUACAGACCAGAAGAAACAUUUGGAGAACACCUGGACGCCGUAACUUCCUGGUUACAUAACUUUCUUGCACUUCAACGACUCCUUUACAUUCCAAAGACUUUGGCCUCGGACCUACAUCGUUUUUUGUCUUUUCAAAUCAAAUAUUUUGUUCCUUAUUUUAUUAUUGUGAAUAGACCAAUCAAGCAGGAGGCAGUAGCUAAUUUUUAUUUUUUGCACAACCUAGAAAAAGUCCCGACAGCGUUUUCUCUACGUGUAGUCUUAAACUAAGUAACAAAACAGUCAACAAUGGCGGGUUUGAACUCUCUGGAUGCUGUCAAGAGGAAGAUUCAGUGUUUGCAGCAGCAGGCCGACGACGCAGAGGACCGGGCUCAGGUCCUACAGAGAGAGCUGGACAGUGAACGGGAGCUCCGAGAUAAAGCGGAGGGCGAUGUAGCCGGUUUGAACCGUAGGAUCCAGCUGGUGGAGGAGGAGUUGGACCGAGCCCAGGAGAGGCUGGCCACGGCACUGCAGAAACUAGAGGAGGCUGAGAAGGCCGCAGAUGAGAGCGAGAGAGGGAUGAAGGUGAUCGAGAACCGAGCGAUGAAGGACGAGGAGAAGAUGGAGAUUCAAGAGAUGCAGCUGAAGGAGGCUAAACACAUUGCUGAGGAGGCCGACCGUAAAUACGAGGAGGUGGCCCGUAAACUGGUGAUCCUGGAGGGAGAGCUGGAGAGAGCUGAGGAGAGGGCCGAGCUCUCAGAAUGUAAAGCCGGGGACCUGGAGGAGGAGCUGAAAAAUGUGACCAACAACCUGAAGUCCUUAGAAGCCCAGUCUGAGAAGUACUCAGAAAAAGAAGACAAGUACGAGGAGGAGAUCAAAGUUCUAACUGACAAACUGAAGGAGGCUGAAACCCGCGCAGAGUUUGCAGAGAGGACAGUGGCCAAACUGGAAAAGUCCAUUGAUGACCUGGAAGAGAAAUUAUCACAAGCCAAAGAGGAGAAUCUCGGCAUGCAUCAAGUCCUGGACCAGACCCUGCAGGAACUCAACAGCUUAUAAACACACAGAGAGGAAGCUGGAGAGGAUGAGAUUGUCAUGUAAUGUUUCUUUAAUGUUCGACUCCAUUCCACAUUUCGAGCUGUAAAAUCUUUAUUCCCCAUGUGAAGGGGGAUUAACUUAAUGCUUGUCCCUAGUUGUUUUUGUUCCAUUUUGCCCCCAUUCUUCUUUUUUUUUAUCUCCACCUCUGAUUACAGAAUCCCCCUCAGAAAAGAGUUUUGACCACUUAUGAACUGGCAACUGAAACACCUUAAGAAACCUCAGAUCUGGUCACUGAACCACUUAAACUUGCUCAAUUUUACAUUGGAUGUGCACAUACAUUAAGCCUGUGUCUAUUUUAACACAUAUGCUACAGAUGGAGUUGGGUUUAGCUCAGUCUACAUUGGUAUGGCUCUGAAGUGCCACCCAGUGGUGAUAUGAAGUUAGUCAACAGUCUUUUUUUUCAGAUCAUGCUUUACCACCUAAAAGCCACAAGACAAUAGACAUUUUGCUUAUGUGUGCUUGUCUUUAGCAGUAUCUUCCCAAAUCUGUUAAACAGCACAGUGGUCAAAUGGACAGGUGGCCUUCUGGAAAGGUGUCCUUGAUAAAUAAACAGAUCAACAAACAUGCUGCUCAGGCACUCUAGGUGUCCUGCCUCUUAUGCCAAUCCCCAAUUAUUCUAAGGCCUACAUGUUAAAGACCCACAUUUAUGCAUUUGUAUGCAUCAAAGGUUUUUCUACUCUAUUUUAAUGUGGGGAUCUGUGAGCUGUGCAUGUACAGUAUCUAGCAGUGACAUGUAUUUCUAAGCUGUACUGCCUUUCCCUAAGCUUGACCUGACCGUUGACACAUUCUUCAUUAUUGCCAUGCCAUAAUGUAGCCAAUAUUUACUAGAUUUACAAUACAUUGUUUUACAUAAGCGAGCUGAACCCCAAACCACUGGAAGCUCAAUUUAUAUCAACCAUGGAAACCUAUUGUAUAUAGUAGAAUAAUGUUAGGUAUUUGAGAAAUUGUAUUGCAUUGAUUAUUUUUGGAUCUGUUUAAUUUACAUCACUUCCUUUUUUUUUGCUAGGGGAAUUCUCAAGACCAAAGAACACAUAACACAGACAAUAAAUUC